UUGACAGCUACUGUUAAAAAAUUAAAAAUCUAUUUAUUUUCUUAAUUAGCUAAUAAUGAAUUGAUUUUAGUGAAUAUACAAAGUAUCUUAUCGUAUAGUGAAUGAAAUAACUCAAUUUAAUUCGCUUGGUAAGUAGAAUAACAAAAUUAAAAAUACAUAACCUCACUUUUCAUUUAGAUUGGCGAUAAGAUUAGUAAUCGGUGUGUAUUUAAAAGAAUUCCCCUUCUUACUAAAAUUUAUUUAUAAAGUUACAACGAAUGGUUUUGUAUCGCUCAAUAUGUGCUAAAACGGUUUGUGUUAUAAACGUUUUUUGCAAAAUUUUUUAACAUAAAACUAAGGCUUUAAAAAGUAAAGUAAUGGUUGCUAUUCGCUCCUUAAUAUCGGAUUUUCAUCAAUUAUCUGGAGCUACUGCUGUGGAAAAACACAAGAAUUUUCGUAACUUUCUUAAAAUCGCACAGGAGAGUUUAAACAAUCAAAAUCAAGAUGAAUUUUUUUUGGGAUUACAACCAAAAGAUAACUUUCAAGAAAUCUUUAGGAUAGAUCUUUUAUCGAAUUUUAAAAGGAAUGAAGAAUUAUUGGAGGUUUUAAAAAGUGGGAAUCGAGAACAUAUUGGGAGAUUAUUAAAGAAUUUUAAUUUUUUUUCUGAAAUCUUUUUAAAAAUUGAUGCAACAACUUUAAUAAACGAUGUACUUCCAAAUACAUCUUAUAUAAUUCGAGCUAAAGUUGUUAAUCGAAUUUCAAAGACUAUUAAAAAUGAGGAAUUGAUUGAGGAAUAUUUUUUUGCUAUCAAAGAUAAAUAUGGAAUAAGAUUAGCUUUGGUGCUUUUACCAGGAUGUUCAAUUGAGUUGAUAAAACAGAUUAUUGAUAAAUAUAAUCCCGAUUUAAGUCCUCGCCAUUUAUUUGAAAUUUAUAAAAAAGAUAACAAUUUUUUGGAGCAUUAUUUUGAUUUUUUAAAAAAACAUGAUGAGACUCAAAUAAAUUGGAAAUACCCAAAAAUAUUAAAGUAUAUAAUGAAGAAAGAUGUCGAUUUCUUUUGGAAGUUACAAAAUAAAUACAAAUUCGACUUCCAAUCGGGUAAAAGAACAACAGAAAAAUUGAUUUUAUCAAAUAAAUCAUAUUUAAAAGAUGGAAAUAAAUGUUUAAACACUUUCCACAACAACACUUUAUACAAAACGAUUAUUAAGCAUGAUAAAUUAGACGAUUUUGUGUUAAGCUUUUAUCCAGAAGCCCCUUUAGAAUUCUUGGAAGUAAUUACGUGUCAAUAUUCAUUGAUUUAUAGCAUUUUAAACUUUUUGAGUGCCGAAAAAAAGUUUGAAAUCAUCAAAAAUUUAUUUGAGAAAAAGUAUUCUAAAAAUAUUUUGGAUUAUGAGGCGUCAAUGACUCACGAUUUUUUUAAAAUCGUUCCAAUUAAAUUCCGGAUAGUUAUUGCUAAAAAAUUGGGCGAAACAUCAGAUGAUUAUAUUUAUUUAUUACAUCCUAACGAAUCGAUUCCUUUAAUUAAGCAAUUAUUACAGAAUUCUUCUUCAUGUGAAGAACGUAAUAAAUUAAUUAUAGAAUUAGUUAAGGUUUUAGAACUAAGUGAUGAUGAAAAUGUUAGAUUAGAAAUAAUGCAAUUUGUUUAUGAGCGAUACAGAAAUGAUACUAUAUCAAUAACCUCGUUUGUAACAAGAAUUUGCGAUGCGAAUUUUGUUAAGGAAUUAAAUGAGGAGGAAAUAAAAGCUGUAUAUAAAUUAUUUGGAUAUAUUAAAUCUGAUUCUUCCACAAUUUGGUAUAGAAGAAAAAUACUUACGAUCAUUUUGACGUAUUUGGUUAAAAAUAAGAGGAAUUACGACGAUUAUUUAUUAGAAUAUUUCAAAUUAUCUGCAUCCGACGAUUUUUAUUUCGAUUUAUUCGAAAAUGAUUUCAAAACGAUUGAGGUUUUAGAAAAAUCGAUAAUAUUAUUAGACAAACUUAAAGGUAACAAAAAGUUUCAUUUAAAAGUAGCACAACAGGUUUUGAGACAUUUAUUUCAACACAAUUUACAUAAUAAAGCUAAAAUCCCAUUUCAAAAAUACGAACAUUUAUUAAACGAAGUUUUUGAUGAUGUUAAAAACAAUUUUUACGAUAUUGCUUUAUGCGUAGCUUAUCAUAUAAAAAAUUUUCGAAAUAAUAAUUUAGAGAAACUUUUUUGGAGGGAAUACAACGAUAAAGUUUCUUACAUGAUAACGUGGUUUUUAAAGAGGGACGUUAAACAAGUCGAGGAUAACAUAGAAGUCGUUUUAUCGCAACAACCGAAUAAAAUAAACAAACAUUUUCUUCGUGGAUUCAAAAAAUACUUAACUCCAACUUUAAAGGAGAAAAUGCUGAUUUAUAUUAAAUCGAAUUUAUCGUACGAUGAUUUCAAAAGCACCAAUUACCUCGUUAGGAUUCUUUCCCAAAUCGAUUCAAAAGAAUUUUUGGAAAUAACCGCACCGUUUAUGCCAAAUAAAUUACUCGACGAAAUCGCGAAUAAAAAAGAAGUACAAGAAAACAUUAUUUAUUCCUUAUCCGAUUUAGAUUUGGACAACAAAUUCGAGUUAAUCAAAAAAGUUUGUGUUGGAGAUUACUUAAAAUUCGGGUUAACUCCUUUAUAUAAAACAACUUAUAACACGAAACAAAACGAUAUUUUUUAUUUCUUAAACGAUCUAAAAGAUUCCCCAAUUUCUUUAAAAAAACACCCCUUAUUUUUAGCAAGACAUUUACUUCCAAUAAAAGACGCGUGGAAUUUUAUCGAUUAUGUCGAGAAAAAUCCUUCGAUUAAAAACGUAAUUUUUAUGAAAUCAAUUCAUUUAUUCAUCGAAACCCCCACACAAAAUAAUUGGGGGAAAGUAAAACAAUAUUUUAACACAAUCAACGAAAAUGACUCCUUAAUUUUAGAUUUUAUGAUAAAAAUGAUUAAAAAAAUUCCGUCUCAAUUUACUAAAGAUUAUGUACAAAGCGUUUAUGGUGCCUUAAAAAAAUCGAAACGAAAAGGAAUCGAAAAAAAGGUUGUUGAAUUUGCAAAAAAUAUUAAGAUCGAUGAAUCUUACCGUUUUUUGGAAGAAAUCAUUGAAAUCGUUUUAAACGAUUUAUUGUUAAAAUCGCAAGAAUGGCACACUUUGUGGGGAUUAAUUUCGAAUAUAAACCCGAAAAAAUCGAAUCAAUUACUUUGUUUUACUUUGGAACACAUAAAAACGAUUCUUCAACCUCCAAUUUGCGGUUAUUCAAAACAUAGGGAGCCGCUUACUACCUUGGUAACAACAUUUUGUAAUCACAUUUUGACUAAAAUCGAAGAAAUUACGGACGAAGAUAAAGAUAGGCGAGAAGAGCUUAUUAAAACUUUAAUUUUCCAAUGGAAUUUUUUCCCAAAAUAUUGUUUAAUUGAAUCCGAAAUGAUUCUUAAACUCACCGAGGCGUAUUUUGAAAGCAAUUUCGAUUUAGAAAAAUUUGCAACCCCUUUGGAUAAACUUUUACAUUUUUACGUUGAUGAAUACGGUUUAGGGGUUAUUCAGAAAUUAGCAGGUAGCGUCGAAUAUUUAUUUAGUAUACGGCGUUUAGAAAAAGAAAUUGGACAUGGAAUGGUUAAUAAAUUGCUUGAAAACAACACAGAUAAAAUCAAUUGUAUAUUUGCUAUAUUGUUUUUACCUCUUUACGUGUUUCCGUUGGAGUUAAAUAAACAUUUUAAAUGGGUUCCUGUUAUUAAAGUUAUUGAGAAAUUUAUUGAAAGAAAUGAUAAAGAUGCGAGGUCGGUGUUGCUUUAUUAUGAUAUCUAUCUUCAGCGGAAUCGUCAAGAAUAUUUUUGGAUUGGUAAUCAAGAAUUUCCAUCAGUUUUUACUAAGGUGUAAUUUUUAUUUAUAUUGUAUAUAGUUUUUAUAAUGUUUUAUUUGGUUAUGUUAAAAUAAAAAGCCAAUAAUUUAUUUAUUUUUUAAUAAACGUUUCCAGAAAAGAUCUGCUUCAGCUAAUUUUGCAGGAAAUUCUUCAGCUGGCAGAUCAUCUGCAGAACCAAUUUCACCCUUAAUGUUUAUAUAUCCAUCCUGUACUUACAGAAAAUUCAAAUUUAGUUCUUUUCUGGGCUGACGUUUGUGGCUCAAUUUCUUUAAUCUGGUCGUAGAUUCUUAAUGCCAUCUGCUUGAUACUAUUUCCGUCAAGUGGUAUUCGUUUUUGAUCCAUAUUACCAGAACCUUUUUUAUUUUUAGCUUUACAAUGUCUUGUCUUUCUCCCAUUUCUAAACAUUUAUGAACUGUUUUGAGAGUUAACAUAGCUGGAAAGGUGUUUUCGUUAUUUUCAUCACUGUCACUUAAUUCAUUAUUAUUAUC
Onthophagus taurus is the source of this 4313-nucleotide messenger RNA. Lineage: Eukaryota; Metazoa; Arthropoda; Insecta; Coleoptera; Scarabaeidae. The record is from RefSeq and is a predicted model, not a curated record.